CCAUCAAAACGGCAGCCACAAUUUCCAGCGCAGGAUUAGGAGGAGACGUCGCCGCGUACGCUGAUCUCCACCAGCACUCGCACUCGCACUCGCAUCCGCACUCGCAUCAUCCGCAUCCGCACUCGCAUCCGCAUCCGUUCGCCACCGACGGCUUCAAGCUGCGUUCCGAGGAGCCGGUGCCGGGCUUCAGCUCGGCCUCCCCCUGGCCCACUUUGGAGCUCGGGAUGGAGUGGGGCCGCAAGCUGUACCCCAGCGCCGUUUCCGGUCCGCGAUCGGCCGGCGGCCUAAUGUUCGGCCUCCCGCCCACCGCCGCCGUCGACAUGAACCAGCCGCGGGGUCCGAUGACCUCGCUUAAGGAGGAGCCGCUGGGCAGCCGGUGGGCCAUGCAGCCAGUCGUCGAUCAGAGCAACCUGGGCAUUGGCCGCGCCCACUUUGAGAAGCAGCCGCCGAGCAAUUUGCGCAAGUCGAACUUCUUCCACUUCGUGAUCGCCUUAUAUGACCGCGCUGGCCAGCCCAUCGAGAUCGAGCGCACGGCCUUCAUCGGGUUCAUCGAGAAGGACUCGGAGUCGGAUGCCACCAAGACCAACAAUGGCAUCCAGUACAGGCUGCAGCUGCUCUAUGCAAAUGGAGCUCGCCAGGAGCAGGACAUCUUUGUUCGCCUCAUCGAUUCGGUGACCAAGCAGGCCAUCAUCUAUGAGGGUCAGGACAAGAAUCCCGAGAUGUGUCGCGUGCUUUUAACGCACGAGGUGAUGUGCAGCCGCUGUUGUGAUAAGAAGAGCUGUGGUAACCGCAACGAGACGCCAUCGGACCCCGUCAUUAUUGAUCGAUUCUUCCUUAAGUUCUUCUUGAAGUGCAAUCAAAACUGUCUGAAGAAUGCCGGCAACCCGCGGGACAUGCGCCGAUUUCAGGUGGUAAUAUCCACGCAGGUGGCCGUGGACGGACCACUCUUGGCCAUCUCCGACAACAUGUUCGUGCACAACAACUCGAAGCACGGACGGAGGGCCAAGCGACUGGACACCACGGAAGGUACAGGCAACACAUCCCUGUCCAUUUCCGGUCACCCCCUAGCGCCCGACAGUACCUACGAUGGACUAUAUCCUCCACUGCCGGUGGCCACGCCCUGCAUCAAGGCGAUCUCGCCCAGCGAAGGCUGGACAACAGGUGGCGCCACCGUGAUCAUUGUGGGCGACAACUUCUUCGACGGACUGCAAGUGGUCUUCGGCACAAUGCUGGUGUGGAGCGAGCUGAUCACCUCGCACGCGAUCCGGGUGCAAACGCCACCGAGACACAUUCCCGGCGUGGUGGAGGUGACGCUGUCCUACAAGAGCAAACAGUUCUGCAAGGGAUCGCCCGGCCGCUUCGUCUAUGUCUCAGCUCUCAACGAACCCACAAUCGACUACGGUUUCCAGCGCCUGCAGAAGCUCAUUCCCCGCCAUCCCGGCGAUCCGGAGAAGCUGCAAAAGGAGAUCAUCCUCAAAAGGGCUGCCGAUUUGGUUGAAGCACUAUACUCCAUGCCCAGCAGAUCACCGGGCGGAUCGACGGGCUUUAACUCCUAUGCCGGCCAACUGGCGGUCAGUGUGCAGGAUGGAUCCGGUCAGUGGACCGAGGACGACUACCAGCGGGCCCAGUCGAGCAGCGUGAGUCCGCGCGGUGGCUACUGCAGCAGUGCCUCCACGCCGCACAGCUCGGGCGGAUCCUACGGUGCCACGGCGGCCAGUGCAGCGGUGGCAGCCACGGCGAAUGGCUAUGCACCUGCUCCCAACAUGGGAACACUCUCCUCGUCACCCGGCAGCGUCUUCAACUCAACGUCAAUGUCCGCCGUGUCGUCGACGUGGCAUCAGGCGUUCGUGCAGCACCACCACGCGGCGACGGCCCACCCGCACCCGCACCACCACUACCCACAUCCCCACCAGCCGUGGCACAAUCCGGCCGUGUCAGCAGCCACGGCGGCGGCCGUUUAAGCGGAGUCGCCUCCCGGAGUCCGAGAGCCAGCCAGUCGGACGGAGGAGCUGAUCGGAGGACGAGGACGAACCAGGAUGAGCUGGACUUUCGGGGGCAGCGUAGCGACAUUUUGUUGAAAUUAAAUGCCACCACCCACCACCUAACCACCCACUCAAAAAAGGUCACACACGACCAGACACCAUCUAUCAAUCGACAAGGACGCCCACAAAUGGCGAGUGGGUGGCAGUGUCGACGGGGCUGCAAAAGCAAAUCUGAGCAUUCUAAACACACUUCCACCAUCAACAAACACCACAGAAAACACACGAUUAACGGGGUCAGCAGUCUAAGUUUCAAUCCCUUCGCCCUGCCCACCUGCAACACACAGGGCUAUAGCACCCAACUAGUGACGUCAACCAAAUAAUAUUACUACUAAAUGAGGCUAUUGGCAGGCCCCAAAUCCUCACUCCCGGAGUAGCAGACACCACGCCAAACACAAGAAGCUCGAAAGUGCAAUAAACAAAAAGAAAAUGGUUCCAAAAUUCAAAAACCUAUUGAUCUAGUUGUACAUGUUUUGAUUGAAUCCCGUUUUUAACUUAUUUUUGAAUACGACUCGGUAAUAGAUUUAUACAAAUACGCAUAGAAUACCAUAUCAAAGUAAAGAAUAAAACAUAUGAAAAGGGAACGCAUAUCAUGCGAGGGGCUCAAGAUCCCACAAGAUCUGGCAGAUAGAAUUCUAAAAUAGCUUGAAUAAAAACAUUUUGUAAAUAUUUAUCCCCAAAUAAAUAAUAUUAACAAAUAAUCGGAACUGUGAAUAGAGGAAAUUAUACCAAUUUAUAUACCCAUGAUCAGUAACAAAAAAUACGAAUCCAGAUAUACCAAAACAGAUAAAAUUUGAACGAACUUUUGGACAUAACUCAAUGCUUGUAUACGACACUUUCUUGUAUUAAUAUUGAAAAAAAAAAAAACAAAACAAAAGAAUGGGAAUAGACUCUACCAAUGGAGACAACCGAAAUCAAAAUGUUAUAUACCUACAUAGAUAUACAAGCCACAUUUGCGGUGACAUUUGCACCAUAUCUAAGCGUAAUAUCACAACAAAUUUAUACCAAACUUUUGGCAAACAUAUCGUGCACUUAGUCCUAAAUAUCCACAUCACGCGAACCCAGACACAUCACAUACUCGAACAUAAUUGUAUAAUGCCCAUCAUAUCCACAAUUCGAAAUUCAUUUUGAGCGAGCCACUCUCUACCAACACCAAAUCAUCAUAAGAUAUACAUUUCGCUAUUCAAGUCAGAGUGUUUGAUAAACUACCGAUUUGUUGACUAGAAUCUAAGCUAAGCAUACGCAUGCAAAAUAAAUCUGGGGGUGCAUAUACUAUAUAUAUAGGCAUAAGUUUAUUGUUUAUUGAUCGAUUUGUAGGAGUUUUACUGUAAUUUGUAUUCGUAUUGUAUGAUAAUGUAUGCUUGCACUCCUAGAUCUACAAAUUAACGAACAGAAAUGGUUAGUUUCCCCAGUGGGGAGCUCAGCCAAUAAAAUAGUGGAGCAUAUCCUUAAGAACCGCAUAAACAGCAGAACUUAGCCGCAAAAUCGAUUUGUAAAUUACAAUACAAUAAUUUAUAAUAAUCUAGCAACGCUCUCUGUUUUGUAAAUCUUAACAAGUUAUUUAAAUAAAAUUUAUUUAAAAUAAACGGCAUACA
This is a messenger RNA of Drosophila ficusphila, 3634 nucleotides long. RefSeq names its product transcription factor collier (gene kn). Gene Ontology annotation, molecular function: DNA-binding transcription factor activity, RNA polymerase II-specific; RNA polymerase II cis-regulatory region sequence-specific DNA binding. Gene Ontology annotation, biological process: regulation of transcription by RNA polymerase II. The record is from RefSeq and is a predicted model, not a curated record. The coding region runs from base 225 to 1961 and encodes 578 amino acids. Lineage: Eukaryota; Metazoa; Arthropoda; Insecta; Diptera; Drosophilidae. The transcript is spliced from 12 exons.